AUGCCUCCAAAGAAGAAGACCGAGCGACCCGCCACCGAAAAUGUCUCUCUUGGACCUCUGUCCGGAGAUGGCAAGCUCGUUUUCGGCGUUGCCCGUAUCUUUGCUUCCUUUAACGAUACCUUCGUCCAUGUCACUGAUCUCAGUGGUCGCGAAACUAUUUGCCGUGUUACUGGCGGCAUGAAAGUCAAGGCCGAUCGUGACGAGUCCUCUCCAUACGCUGCUAUGUUGGCUGCCCAGGAUGUUGCUGCUCGCUGCAAGGAAUUGGGUAUCAAUGCUCUUCACAUCAAGAUCCGUGCUACCGGAGGUAACGGCACGAAAACCCCUGGCCCCGGUGCUCAAUCCGCUCUUCGCGCCCUGGCCCGUUCUGGAAUGAGAAUCGGAAGAAUCGAGGACGUCACUCCCACUCCUUCCGAUUCCACCCGCCGCAAGGGUGGUCGUCGUGGUCGUCGUCUGUGA
Messenger RNA from Uncinocarpus reesii 1704, 456 nucleotides. Its product is annotated as 40S ribosomal protein S14. The record is from RefSeq and is a predicted model, not a curated record. Gene Ontology annotation, molecular function: small ribosomal subunit rRNA binding; structural constituent of ribosome; mRNA 5'-UTR binding. Gene Ontology annotation, biological process: translation; maturation of SSU-rRNA from tricistronic rRNA transcript (SSU-rRNA, 5.8S rRNA, LSU-rRNA); ribosomal small subunit assembly. Gene Ontology annotation, cellular component: ribosome; cytosolic small ribosomal subunit. The transcript has 4 exons. NCBI's taxonomy places the organism in Eukaryota, Fungi, Ascomycota, Eurotiomycetes, Onygenales, Onygenaceae. The coding region runs from base 1 to 456 and encodes 151 amino acids.